Kwoniella botswanensis is the source of this 969-nucleotide messenger RNA. RefSeq lists its product as uncharacterized. Gene Ontology annotation, biological process: nuclear polyadenylation-dependent rRNA catabolic process; TRAMP-dependent tRNA surveillance pathway; U5 snRNA 3'-end processing. Gene Ontology annotation, molecular function: mRNA 3'-UTR AU-rich region binding. The record is from RefSeq and is a predicted model, not a curated record. Gene Ontology annotation, cellular component: cytoplasmic exosome (RNase complex); nuclear exosome (RNase complex). Bases 1 to 969 code for a protein of 322 amino acids. Lineage: Eukaryota; Fungi; Basidiomycota; Tremellomycetes; Tremellales; Cryptococcaceae. The transcript has 3 exons.
AUGUCACUACCCCUCCCUACCCUCUCACCAUCCGAGGUUUCAUACAUCCAAACCUCUCUAUCCGACCCCACUCAACCUACUCGAUCUGACUCUCGUUCACUGCUCGAUACACGUCCUAUCGAAGUAUCCUAUGGGGUAUUUCCUCAUGCAAACGGUUCGUCAAGGAUAAAGAUCGGUGGGACAGAGGUUGUGGCAGGUAUAAAGUUGGAAGUUGUCGAUUCGUCAGAAUCAUCAAAAGGAUGGACAGGAAAAGUAGAAGUUGACAUAACACCCCAAGCAUUCCCUUCUUCCCAACCAUCCAACCUCUCCUCCUCGUCCGCCUACCUCUCUUCAAUUGUCCAAUCCCACUUCAUACCCUCCAUCCCUCCCUUAGUCAUCAUACCAAAUCAAAAAUACUUCCAACCACAAAUUCAUCUUACAUUGAUAUCAUCCGACGGAAACGUACUCUCCGCUUUGGUAUUAGGUGCGAGAAGUGCGUUUGCAGAUCUAAAAUUACCCAAGAUUAAGAUAAUAUCUUGGGUAGGUGAGAAUGGCGAAACUGCCGAAAGCCAAGGCGAGGGAGAUGUAAUAGGUAAAGGUGAUUUAUCAGGUAUAAAAGCUGCUAUCAAAUCGAAAUCGAGAAGGGGUAGGAACGUAACGAAAGGAGGUGAAGAUUGGGAUCUGGAUCUGUCGGAGGAUCUGGUUCAUAUAGAUGGGAGAGAAGAAUUACCCGUGUUGGUUACGUUAAAUAUGGUCCCAAACUCGCCUAAUAUUUUCCUGGACGCAACAGCCCAAGAAGAAUCAGCUUGUCCAUCCAAACUGCAUUUAUUCUUUAACACCUCGUCCAAAGAAAAAUCAUUGAGAAUAUGCGGAAUAAGAUUAGAAGGUGGUCAAUCGAUUGAUGAUUCCAGGAUAAAAGGAUUGAUAGAGGAAGGAGCGAGGAUAGCAGGGGAAUUGAUAUCAGGACUCAAUGGCAAUUUGCCUCAGUAA